CACGGGGGGGGGGAGGGGAUACAGGAUUUACCGUCUACUCCCCUUUGAUCCUCACUUCGUUCUACGAAAUGUUUUGCCCGGGUCGGACCCAAUCAGGAGCCCGGGGCCUUUGGCCCCGCCCCCACGUGACUCUUUCAAAACCAGCCCCUUUGUUUGAGCUGCUGUGUGUGCUGAAAGUCCCUGGCAAGAGGAGCCGGUGGCGGCUUCUGGGGGUUGCCUCUGUGCGUCCAGCUCCCCCAUGGUGCAUCCAACUUAUCAUCCCUCAGCCUACUCCCGGUGCAUGCGACUUACCAGCACCCCUGCUGCUGGUGGAUGUAAUUUACUCUCCCACCCAUCCUGCCCCGUGCAUGCAAUUUACCCCCCUCCCGGCAUCCUGCUCCUGCUUGCGGUGCACACUUCCCUCUGCAGCUGCUGUACCCGGUGAGUCCUGGUUGCUGCACCUCCUUCCUCGCCUAGUCGAUCCUGCCCCUGGUGCAUACACUGCCCCCAGUUCUAUUUUUUUCCUAUUCCCGGUGUAUGUACCUCCCCAGGAGCUGCGCCCCCAGUCCCUUCCCCGGUGCAAGCCCCCACCCCCACCCCGCUGAUCGGUGUCGCUUGCCCCGGCGGUCCUCAUGGCCCGCAGAGCUGUGCCGCCCUCCCUCUGGUCCGGGAGCGACCGAGUGCGGAUCGGGGAGCGGCUUCAGGCCAGCCUGGCCGGGAUCCUGGAGCUGGGACUGCUGAGAGAAAUGCAGAAGGGAACCGUGGAGAGCGCCCUGGGCAUCGGGGACCCGGCGGGGGCUGUCCCAGGGGGACAGCGACAGAGUCCAAUAAAACCUGAGCCAGCCCCUCCUCUUGGGGGGAAGCCACGGGGCCCCCCAGCUCCACGUCAGCCAGGAUACAGAUCUGCAAACAUCUCUGGGCAGGGAUGGGGCAGUCUGGGGGCUAAGGAACCACUGCCCCCAGCUAAGCUGGACCGGAGCAAGUCUGAGGACCUGCUGGGCAUCCCUGAGAAGCCAUGUGUCUCCUACUGUUCCUCUGAGGGCAUCGAUGUGGGACGCCAAGCCGGGAACAGGGACAGCAGAACGCCAGCGACGAGCCUGGCCUUGAGAACCACCGGCUCCAGCGAGCAGCUGCUGCUCCCCAAGAGGCCCAGGGCACAGACAGAGCUUAGCUUCACUGCACCAGAGACCUCAGAGGCCGACUCCAGGCCCAGCUCAGGGUUCUACGAGACCAGCGAGAUGGGCUCCCUGUCCAACUCCUCCACGUCCAUGCACAGCGAGUGCCCAGGAGGCUCGCACUGCAGCGUCGGUUCCCUCUCCCACCUCCCAGGCCUACGGGACAGUGGCUGUUCACGGCCACACUCCACUGACGAGGCCACCGUCCGGCUUCUCGACCUCCGGCUGCAGCGGGUAAUGGGACCCAAUGCUCCCAGCAGCCCCCAUGCUGCUGCCAGGAGACCAGUCUCAACAGGGGACCUGGAGUUCCUGCUGAGCCUGGGUGAGCUCUCUCCAGCCUUCCCUCAGCUCCUGCAGUACAAGUGCGACCUGGUGUCCCGCAGCACCAGCGAGAUCUACCACUACCCCAGCCCGCUGCAUGCCGUGGCCUUGCAGAGCCCACUCUUUACCAGUGGCCUGUCCCGAGGCCCAUCCCAGGAGGACCUCAGUGAGCGGGCAGCCAUCCACACUGUGCAGGAGGGCUCUCCCCAGAGUGGGACAGCCCCCUCAGAGGAGCAGCGCCAGGUCCAGCUGGACCGUUACAUCGCCAAGCUGGUGCUGAGGUACAGGUGUCGGUCGGCAGCUAGCCGCACAGAGCCUGGCUACCUGGCAGGGCACCAGAAGAGCCAGUCCAUGUCAUCGGUCUGUGGCUCCCCGCUGGGAGCUGGGCCGCUCCCCGGCUGGAAAAUCCGCAGGCGCAUUUCUACCUGCUCCCACCUCCGCUCUCCAGAGGGGCCCGACAGCUCCCAGGCCCUGGACGGCCCAGGGGGCCGGGGCUCCACUGCCUCCUCUGUGGGGUCCAGCGAGCGUUCAAUGGGGUUGCUCCUGGAGCAGCUCUCGCUGUGCCGGGAGCAGCCAGAGGGAGUUGGCUGGGCCGAGGCCUUGUCCUGUCAUCCCCAUGUGGUCAGGGUCAAGGCCUCCUCCAGGAAGGCCCUUGGCACUGAGCGGGAGCGGCUGUACAAGGGUAAGCAUGCCUCGCGGGAGUUGGUGAAGGCAGGCGAGGGUGCGGAGCGCAGCUGGCUCAGCCCACGGGAGCUGCUUCGCAGGAUCAGCCUCCGGCGCAGGCCAGCUCUCCGGGCAGAGGGCGGGAGCCGCUGCAGCUCAGAGGUGAACGUCCGCACGCCAAGGCCUGUGUAUCGCUGCAGCUCCCAGCACUGCCUGGAGCCCCCGGGCAGACACAAGUGGGCAUCUGUCCUGGAGAUCUCCAGCCAGGCCCUGGGGAGGCCGAAAGCCGAGCCCUUCCCCCCACCAAGCCGCCAGUUGGCCUUCUCCACAGACUCCUGUUUCCCUGAUGGCAGCCAGCUGGAGCUGCAGCCACAGCGGGCUGAGGGCAGCAGUGCCUCCAGCCUCAGUGAGGUGGAUGCUGUCAGCCUGAAUGGGGAUUGGCGACUGCGGCAACUGGGCCCACCCAGGGCCCGCCCGCUCCAUGCCUCUGCCACACUGGAUUCCAGCAACCUGGCCAUGGCCAGCUUCAAACUACACAGGACCCGCUCCUUCAAGGAGCUGAAGAGGAUGGUGAGCCGUUCCCUCAGGCCUCUGGCUCCCAAGGCCAGCGGAGCCUCCAAGUGACCUCCUCUGGCUGCAGGCUGCUCCCAAAAACCCUGUGGCAAAACCCCCAGCUAGCCCCAUCCUUUGGGGGGGACCCCGUUUACUGGGACUGCCUCCUCCCCACAGUCUCUUCACCGUCCCCUCUUCAUGUCUCUUCUCUGUGGUAGACAGCUGACUGGAAUUGGCAGGGCCUGGUGCUUCACCCACCCUGAUCGCCGACAAGUUGGGGAGGGGAUUUAGAAGCAGCCCCUGCCCAACGCUGGCAGAGCUGCAGUGACAAGGCUGGCACAGGGGCACCCUCUCCCUACAGUACGAACAGGCCAGAGCAGCCUUCUCCCUGAGAGGCAGGAAGCUUGAAAUGGCCCCCCAACUUCUAAGGGUGGGAUGGGGCAGGAGUCACACUGGGCUCUAGGGACUGUAUCUGGGCCCCUAGUGUGGGCUUGAAAUCAAAUGUUCAACAGGUACCAUAGGCCCCUCCGUCUCCCAUAACCUAGGUGUGUCUAGGUGCUGUUGUCUGCCCAGCUGCAGCAGGCAGGCGUUCUGUGUAGGAGGAGCUGCCUGGGUCUGGCUGCACCAAGGAGCCUCAAUUGCUGGUGUCAAUUCUAAGUGAAAAAAUAAAAAUAAAAAAUGAAUGUGAA
Molecule: messenger RNA, 3379 nt
Organism: Chrysemys picta bellii (western painted turtle)
Lineage: Eukaryota; Metazoa; Chordata; Testudines; Emydidae
Product: dapper homolog 2-like
Biological process (GO): negative regulation of nodal signaling pathway
Cellular component (GO): cytoplasm
Source: RefSeq, a predicted model, not a curated record